CUUCAGUGAGAUGCGUUCUUUUCAAAUCGAGCAGGUAUAUCAACUGGUGCAGUCACCCUGAUCCCUGUCAACAUCUGGACGCAAGAGUUUGUACAUCAUCAUCCAGAUCCGUCACCAUGGAGACCUCAAUUCUCUUCAUCUGCCUCCUCCUCCUCCUCCCAGGAUGCGUCGCGGAAGAAGCUGAGAGUGAAGUUGCUGAUGCAAAGCCUCACUUAUCCGAGAGAAGUGCUGAAGUAGCGGCUAAGGCUGAUACUGACGCUGUCGAAAGGAGCAUUGAAGCUAGACAUAUCAGAUUUAGCACCAGUCGAGUCGGAUGGGGUAGCAGGUCGGGAACCCGCUAUGGCCACAGGCGAGUUGGAAGCACAGUCAGAAGCGGCUGGGGAAGCCGAGUUGGAAGCACAGUCAGAAGCGGCUGGGGAAGCCGAGUUGGAAGCACAGCCAGAAGCGGCUGGGGAAAGCAAAAUUACGGAAGGGUGAGAAGUAGAUUUAGGACCUUAUUCCGAGGCUGGGGACGCAGACGCGGAACUCGGAGUCGCAGAUGUUUGGGAGACGGCUGGGGAAACGGUAGCGGCGACGACAGCGGCGACGGCAGCGGCGAUGAUAGCGGCGACGGUAGCGGCGAUGAUAGCGGCGACGGCAGCGGCGACGGCAGCGGCGAUGAUAGCGGCGACGGUAGCGGCGAUGAUAGCGGCGACGGCAGCGGCGACAAUAGCGGCGAUGAUAGCGGCGACGGUAGCGGCGAUGAUAGCGGCGACGGCAGCGGCGACAAUAGCGGCGAUGAUAGCGGCGAUGAUAGCGGCGACGAUAGCGGCGACGACAGCGGCGAUGAUGAAAGUGGAGACGAUAGCGGCGAUGAUAGCGGCGACGACAGCGGCGACGACAGCGGCGAUGAUAGCGGCGAUGAUAGCGGCGACGAUAGUGGCGACGAUAGCGGCGACGAUAGUGGAGACGAUAGCGGAGACGAUAGCGGCGACGACAGCGGCGAUGACAGCGGCGAUGAUAGCGGCGAUGAUAGCGGCGACGAUAGCGGCGAUGAUAGCGGAGACGAUAGCGGCGAUGAUAGCGGCGACGAUAGUGGAGACGAUAGCGGCGAUGAUAGUGGAGACGAUAGCGGCGACGAUAGCGGCGACGACAGCGGAGACGGUAGCGGCGGAGAUGACGAUGAAUGUUGUGAGAGUGGCGACGAUAGCGGCGACGAUAGUGGAGACGAUAGCGGAGACGAUAGCGGCGAUGACAGCGGCGAUGAUAGCGGCGACGAUAGCGGCGACGAUAGCGGCGAUGAUAGCGGCGAUAAUAGCGGCGACGAUAGUGGCGACGACAGCGGCGACGAUAGUGGAGACGAUAGCGGCGAUGAUAGCGGCGACGAUAGCGGCGACGACAGUGGCGACGGUAGCGGCGGAGAAGACGAUGAAUGUUGUAAGAGGUGCAGCUGUUGCCGCGACACUCAGACUACCGAAGGGAUGCCAGAUGACUACAACCUUCAUAUGAUGGGGGACUAUGAUAAUUAACUUUUGAAAAUGUAAUUAAGUUUGAAAUCAUAUGUUAAUUACAUGAAAUAAAAAGGACGCCUAAUGAA
Messenger RNA from Haliotis rufescens (red abalone), 1576 nucleotides. RefSeq names its product cell wall protein IFF6-like. The transcript is spliced from 4 exons. Bases 117 to 1508 code for a protein of 463 amino acids. The record is from RefSeq and is a predicted model, not a curated record. Lineage: Eukaryota; Metazoa; Mollusca; Gastropoda; Lepetellida; Haliotidae.